GUCCCUGGAAGCGGGGAGCCGGGGUGGUUCUGGGCAAACGGCGCAGAGCCAUCGCCCCAAGGCUCCCGGGGUGGGGGACAGGUGUUUGAGCCCACAUCAGUCAUGGCGGGACGACCCAUCCGUAUAGGAGACCAGCUGGUUCUGGAGGAAGAUUAUGAUGAGACCUAUAUUCCCAGUGAGCAAGAAAUUCUUGAAUUUGCCCGAGAGAUUGGUAUUGAUCCCAUCAAGGAACCAGAACUGAUGUGGCUGGCACGGGAGGGCAUUGUGGCCCCACUGCCUGUGGAAUGGAAACCAUGCCAGGACAUCACAGGUGAUAUUUAUUAUUUCAACUUUGCCAAUGGGCAGUCCAUGUGGGACCAUCCGUGUGAUGAGCACUAUCGGAACUUGGUGAUCCAAGAGCGAGGGAAGCUGUCAACUUCUGGGGCCAUUAAGAAGAAAGACAAGAAAAAGAAAAAGGAAAAGAAAGAAAAGAAGGACAAAGAGACCUCCCAAAGUCCCCUGGCUCUGGGUUCUUCGUUAGCCCCAGUCCACAUUCCUCUUGGGGGCCUGGCUCCUUUGCGAGGCCUCAUGGAUCCCCCGCCCUUUGCUCUUCGAGGACCUCAAAGCGCGAGCCUGGGGAGCUCAGCGGAGUCCCGUCAGCUUGGAGAACUCCCGCUGCCUCCACAGGGUCUGAAGACUUCUGCGUAUACAAAGGGCCUCUUGGGCUCCAUCCAUGAGGACAGGAAUGCUCUCAGCCUCUUGGGCUUAGGGGAGGAGACCAAUGAGGAGGAUGAAGAGGAAAGUGACAACCAGAGUAUCCGCAGCUCCAGUGAGCUUCUUAAGAACCUGCACCUGGACCUUGGGACCCUGGGGGGAGACUUUGAGUAUGAGGAGUCUCCAAGAACAAGUCAUCCAGAGGAGAAGAAGGAUGUUUCUCUUGAUUCAGAUGCUGCUGGCCCCCCUACUCCCGGCAAACUCUUCAGCCAAGGUGGAGAUAGCAGUCUGAGCAGUUCUGGUGGCAAAGAGCCACAGGAAAGAGGGGCGAGUCCUUGGUUUCCAGAAAAAGAAGAGAAUAAGAAGAGUGAUCCUGGGGCUUCCACAAGUCUGAUGACACCUGGGGUGGACCAUGGAGGUGAUCAGCCUGCCAAGUCCUCUGAAAAGGAGCCACUGGAGGACCCAGUUGAUGCAGGAGAGGAUUCCAGGAAGGAAGAGGCAACAAAUGAGCCAAAGAAAGAGACUUCUGUCCCAAAAGAAAACAGAUCAGAUGCCAGUGAAGAGUCGAAGAUUAAUGAGCAUGUGAAAGAACCAAACCUCUCUGAUUCCGUGACUUCUGACCCCAAGUCCUUCUUUGGCCUGGACUUUGGUUUUCGCAGCCGGAUCUCAGAGCGCCUGCUGGGUAUUGAUGUAAUUUCCCCAGUUCUGGAUGGAGCCUGUUGGGAGGCCCAGAGGUUAGGAAGAGACGACUCAGAUACCAGCCAGUGCAGCCAAGAUGAACAGCAUAGCAAACAAUCCAAAGGCUCCGAGAGGUUAUCUCCUCCACUUCUGCAUGGGGAGCAGCUCCAGAGUUCCCUUUACAACCAGGCCACUGAAGGAGGGCCUCCACAGAUUCCCAAGGGACAACCUGAGUGGGAGGAAGUGGAGGAGCCUAGAGAGGACUCUGGAGCCAGCCACACACCACUGGUGUCUGUCCUGAGGGAACAGCCCCCGAGCCCACCUGUGGUCCAUGAGAGGGGCAAGGAGCAGCAUUCCCAGGCUGAGGAGCCAUGCCCUGGGCAAGAAAAGACUGAGGACUCUGAGGAAAAGGUGGUGGUCAGCCCCACCUCGACAGUCUCUCUAGAAGUGAGAUAUGCAGAGCCUCUGGCUCUCCCAAAAGAGCUUUCUGAGGCUGCACUAAAGGCCAUGGAAGAGGCAGUGGCCCAAGAACUCAAAGAAGAUCAGAGGUUACUGCUGGAAUUGCAGCAAAAGAAGAUGCAGCAGCUUCGGGAGAAGCUGUGGCAAGAGGAGGAGGAGGAGAUUGUCCAGCUUCACCUGCAGAAGGAGAAAACCCUCAGUUCCCUGAAGGAGCAGCUGCAGAAGGCCACUGAGGAGGAAGAGGCUCGGAUGAGAGAGGAGGAAGGCCAGAGGCUGUCCCAGCUCAGAGCCUGGGUCCAAUCCAGCACAGAAGCAGAUGAGGAACAAAUCAGGGCUGAGCAAGAGGCUUCCCUGAAAAGGCGGAGAGAAGAAUUAGAGUCCCUACAGAAAGCUGAGAUGGCCAGUUUGGAGCAGAAAAGCAAGUGGACAUUGGACCAACUCAAGGAAGAGCUGGAGGCUUCAGAGAAGAGAGCUGAGGCCACCCUUAAGGCUGAGAAGGAGGUGGCUCUGCAGCAGCUGAAGGAGCAGCUGGAAGCGGAGAGGAGAGAAGCGAUGGCAGGGCUGGAGAAGUCGCACAGUGCUGAGCUGGAGCAACUUUGUUCCUCACUGGAGGCCAAGCACCGGGAGGUGGUCUCUGGCCUCCAGAAGAAGAUAGAGGAAGCUCAUCAGAAAGAAGAAGCCCAGCUGCGGGAGAGUCUUGGGUGGGCAGAGCAGAGAGCUCACCAGAAGGCUCACCAGGUGGUGGAGUAUGAGCAAGAGCUCAGCAGCCUCCUGCGAGAAAAGCGCCAGGAGAUAGAAAGGGACCAUGAAAGGAAGAUGGACAAGAUGAAGGAGGAGCAUCGGCAAGUGAUGGCAGAGGCCAGAGAGCGGUAUGAAGCUGAGGAGAGGAAGCAGCGGGCUGACCUCCUGGGGUACCUGACUGGAGAGCUGGAGCGCCUGCGCAGGACCCACGAGCGGGAAUUAGAGACCCUGAGGCAGGAGCAGGACCAGCAGCUGGAGGACCUGCGGCGUCGGCACCGAGAGCAGGAAAGGAAACUCCAAGAUUUGGAGAUGGAACUUGAAAGCAGAACAAAAGAUAUCAAGGCCAGAUUGGCUCAGCUGAACAUCCAGGAAGAAACCUUGCAGAAGGAGAAGCAGCAGCUGCUUGAUGUGCAGAGGCAGGUGGCUCUGGAGAGAGAGGAAGUCACAGUCAACCAUCAGCACCUAGAGGAAGUGAAGAAGGAGCAUACCCACUUGAUGGAGUCCAAGCGACAACUCCAAAGGGUUCUCGAAGAGCUGCAGGCCCGCAAGAUAGAGCUGGAGUCCCAAGUGGAUCUGCUGCAGAUGCAGAGUCAGAAGCUGCAGAAGCGUGUCAGCAGCCUGGAGGCUGAAGCUCAGAGGAAGCAGGACAUCUUGAAAGAGUUGGCAGUGGAGGAACGUAAUGUUUCCCCACAUUUUGAGCCAGAUCUCCACAUUGAGGACCUGAGGAAAUCCCUUGGGACAAACCAGACCCAAGAUGUGUCCUCUUCUCUGUCCCAGGGCAAGGAGACUAACUUGUCCUUGGACGGUAUCCGCCAGUACCUCUCCGCCGAGGGGAUAGCCCUCCGCAAUGCCAAGGAGUUCCUGAUGCGACAGACACGCUCCAUGCGGAGGCGGCAGACAGCCCUGAAAGCUGCCCAGCAGCACUGGUGCCACAAGCUGGCCAGAGCCCAGGAUGUGGCUGAUGACCCUCCAGGCACUGAGGCUCUACAAAAUAUGCGCAAGAACCUGGAGGAGGAGACCAGGUACCUGGAUGAGAUGAAGUCAGCCAUGAGGAAAGGCCACGGUCUGCUGAAGAAGAAAGAAGAGAAGCUGAAUCAGCUGGAGUCCUCCAUUCGGGAAGAGGCCUCAGAUGAAGACACUUUGAGAGGAACCCCCACCAAGAAGGCAGUGACCUUUGAUCUCAGUGACACAGAAGACACAAGCAGUGAAAGCUCAGAAUCCUUUCCCCUGCUUCACAGUGAGCCAUGGCGGCAGCAGGGAGUUACCUCCACCUCGGGUACCAUCUUCCCCAAUAAGAUCAAUUACUUGAGCAGCUCCCUCCAGCGGAUCAGCAGUGAGCUCAACAGUGUCCUCAACAUUCUGGGCAGCCUCAGCACCCAGCCACCCCCUUUGUUCUCCAAUUCCUGGCCAUCUCAGUUCUUGCCGCGGUCUUCCAAGAGUACCCCACUUCCCUCCUACCCCUUUAUGAACAGGGUUCCAUCCUCGUCUCCGGUUACACCCGUGUCCACCCAGUGGGCCUGGGACCCAGGGCUGGGCCCCCGGCUCCCCUCUGUGACUCAGACAGUGGAUGACUUCCUUUUGGAGAAGUGGCGCAAGUAUUUUCCCUCUGGCAUCCCCCUGCUCAGCAACAGCCCUACCACCACGGAGAACCGCCUGGGCUAUGUGUCUGCCAGUGAGCAGCUCCGCCUUCUGCAGCACAGCCAUUCCCAAGUCCCCAAGGCAGACAGCACCAAUUUUCAGAGCAUGAUUGAUGCUAACCGCAAGUGGCUAGAGCGUUUCAAGAAUGACUCCAAAUCACAUGUUUUUUCCUCGGUGCCCAAGCCAACAGCCACUUCCAGCAUGAUGUUGCAGCUGGGCCUGGAUGACGACAACAUCCUGCACGUAUACCACUACUGAGUGCCCAGUCGGCAUGGGGAGACUCCUCCCCCUCGGGAUCCAGGCCCAGGGAGCCACCUGUACUUCCUGCUUCUGAGAAAGCACUCUCCUGUUUGCUCUGCUGCACCCCUUAGGACCUGAAAGAACCACAGGGCUGGGUGUGGGUGGAAAGGAUGGUAUGACUCAAAUAGUAAGCCAUACUCUGUGACCAUGGCCCAUGUUUUGACCUGAAGUGUGUGAGCUUCUUUGAGCUCCUGCAUCAACAUGGCAGCACUGAUGGGCAUGGCUGCUGCUGGGCCUGCUCAGGGAUGGAAGGCAGUUCUCUUCAGAGCCAAGGGAUCCCUCCAGAGCCACCCUGGUCCCUUGGACCUUCAGGGACCUGCUUAGAGGUUCCCAGCACACCUGUACCCUGGGACCUGGCUCCUGUGGCCUGCACCUAUCUCCAGUACCUCAGCCUCGGAGAGGUCAAAUCCUUUCUUUGUUCUUUUGUCUUUUUUUGUUUUUGUUUUUAAUGUCUCCUUUUUUGAACAUUCUUUCCCUCCUAGUGACUGUCUCAGGAUUUGGUUCAGCUGCUCAGGCCCUGCCGGAGGCUGGACCCCAGAAGUUUUGCCUCUUUUCUCUCAGCCAGCACUGUGCUUUCCUCAGGGCUGUCUUCAGGAGCACCCUCCAAUUCCCUGAAGUUCCUGGGAGCCCUCCAGCCAGCGUCUCAGGUCCCAAGCACACCACUUCUUCAGGAAGCCAAAAACCAAAACGAAAAACACCCGCAGGAAAAGACUGGGAUGGCCUCUGGUCCUCAUCUUGCUUUCUCUCUCUUUCUAGAGUACCUCCGGUGCAUUCAUGGACUUGGUUUCUACCUGUCUUUUCUACCUUGCCGCCCCCUGCCCCAAUCCCACUGCUACCUCUUCCCAGAGCUUAGUGUGAAGACUGGACCAGUGCCCAGCAUUGUCAGGGGGGCCUCAUACCAGGUGGAGCUGCUGUUCUCAGGCAUCUGUCCCAUUGUUUAAACAAAGUGUCCCCAUUUUUCAUGUCUUGAAAGCUGUGGGGUUGCCCUUGCCAGAGAAACCAACACUCGCUGUCUCACCACUCAUUUCUUUGCCAUGGAAUAAGACUGAGAUCCAGUUGGCUUUUUUACCCCCUCACAUAUGUUUUAGGCAUCAGCCUACCACAUAGAAAAUGUCCUAUUUGUUAUUUGGCUUAUUCUAUGUGCUUUGGGAAUAGCUCAUGUGAUACGACCAGCUCUGGUGACAAUCCUGUGUUUUAUGCAUCAAUUAAAAUCUCUGCAGGUCCAUUUUCUACAA
Marmota flaviventris (yellow-bellied marmot) is the source of this 5744-nucleotide messenger RNA. NCBI's taxonomy places the organism in Eukaryota, Metazoa, Chordata, Mammalia, Rodentia, Sciuridae. The record is from RefSeq and is a predicted model, not a curated record.